CCCGGCGCCCCGCGCCCCGCGCCCCGCGGCCGCGCCAUGGACGAUGGAGCGUCGACCCACGCGAGCUGCUUCCGCAGGCUGACCGAGUGCUUCCUCAGCCCCAGCUUGACAGAUGAGAAAGUGAAGGCGUAUCUCUCUCUUCACCCCCAGGUGUUAGAUGAGUUUGUAUCUGAAAGUGUCAGUGCAGAGACUGUAGAAAAGUGGCUGAAGAGAAAAAACAACAAACUAGAAGAUGAAUCGGCUCCUAAGGAAGUCAGCAGGUACCAGGACACAAACAUGCAGGGAGUUGUCUACGAGCUGAACAGCUACAUCGAGCAGCGGCUGGACACGGGCGGGGACAACCAGCUGCUCCUCUAUGAGCUCAGCAGCAUCAUCAAAAUCGCCACAAAGGCCGAUGGAUUUGCCCUGUAUUUCCUUGGAGAGUGCAAUAACAGCCUGUGUGUGUUCACGCCACCCGGAGCCAAGGAGGGGAAGCCGCGCCUCAUCCCUGCGGGGCCCAUCACUCAGGGCACAACCAUCUCCGCCUACGUGGCCAAGUCCAGGAAGACCCUCCUGGUGGACGACAUUCUUGGGGAUGAACGGUUCCCGAGAGGCACGGGGCUGGAGUCAGGGACUCGCAUCCAGUCGGUUCUCUGCUUGCCCAUCGUCACCGCCAUCGGGGACCUGAUCGGGAUCCUGGAGCUGUACCGGCACUGGGGCAAGGAGGCCUUCUGCCUCAGCCACCAGGAGGUCGCCACGGCAAACUUGGCCUGGGCCUCGGUGGCCAUCCAUCAGGUACAGGUGUGCAGAGGCCUUGCCAAACAGACCGAACUGAAUGACUUCCUACUCGACGUGUCAAAAACAUAUUUUGAUAACAUAGUCGCAAUAGAUUCUCUACUUGAACACAUAAUGAUAUAUGCAAAAAACCUGGUGAAUGCCGACCGCUGCGCGCUUUUCCAGGUGGACCACAAGAACAAGGAACUGUACUCGGACCUGUUUGACAUCGGGGAGGAGAAGGAGGGGAAGCCCAUCUUCAAGAAGACCAAAGAGAUCAGAUUUUCCAUCGAGAAAGGCAUCGCCGGGCAAGUCGCGAGAACGGGGGAGGUCCUGAACAUUCCCGAUGCCUAUGCAGACCCGCGCUUCAACAGGGAAGUGGACCUGUACACUGGCUAUACCACCCGCAACAUCCUCUGCAUGCCCAUCGUGAGCCGCGGCAGCGUCAUCGGCGUGGUGCAGAUGGUGAACAAGAUCAGCGGCAGUGCCUUCUCCAAGACGGACGAGAACAACUUCAAGAUGUUUGCUGUCUUCUGUGCUUUAGCCUUACACUGUGCCAACAUGUACCACCGAAUCCGGCACUCGGAGUGCAUCUACCGGGUCACCAUGGAGAAGCUGUCCUACCACAGCAUCUGCACGGCCGAGGAGUGGCAGGGCCUCAUGCGCUUCAGCCUCCCGCACCAGCUCUGCAAGGACGUCGAGCUCUUCCACUUUGACAUCGGUCCCUUUGAGAACAUGUGGCCGGGGAUCUUCGUCUACAUGGUGCACCGGUCCUGCGGGCAGUCCUGCUUUGACCUGGAGAAGCUCUGCCGCUUCAUCAUGUCAGUGAAGAAGAACUACCGGCGGGUUCCCUACCACAACUGGAAGCACGCGGUGACGGUUGCCCACUGCAUGUACGCCAUCCUGCAGAACAACAAAGGGCUCUUCACGGACCUGGAGCGCAAGGGGCUGCUCAUCGCCUGCCUGUGCCACGACCUGGACCACCGGGGCUUCAGCAACAGCUACCUGCAGAAGUUCGACCACCCGCUGGCCGCCCUCUACUCCACGUCCACCAUGGAGCAGCACCACUUCUCGCAGACCGUGUCCAUCCUGCAGCUGGAGGGGCACAACAUCUUCUCCAGCCUGAGCUCCAGCGAGUACGAGCAGGUGCUGGAGAUCAUCCGCAAAGCCAUCAUCGCCACGGACCUCGCCCUGUACUUCGGGAACCGGAAGCAGCUGGAGGAGAUGUACCAGACGGGCUCGCUCAACCUCAACAACCAGUCGCACCGAGACCGUGUCAUCGGCCUGAUGAUGACCGCCUGUGACCUGUGCUCCGUGACCAAGCUGUGGCCGGUCACCAAGCUGACGGCCAAUGACAUCUAUGCGGAGUUCUGGGCUGAGGGUGAUGAGAUGAAGAAGUUGGGGUUACAGCCCAUCCCGAUGAUGGACAGAGACAAGAGGGGAGAAGUCCCGCAAGGCCAGCUCGGAUUCUACAACGCCGUGGCCAUCCCCUGCUACACCACCCUCACGCAGAUCUUCCCGCCCACGGAGCCACUCCUCCAGGCCUGCAGGAAUAACCUCAGCCAGUGGGAGAAGGUGAUGCGCGGGGAGGAGAGCGCGCUCUGGAUCUCGGCGGCGCCCGUGGACGAGGCCCCCGACGCCCCGAAGCUGGAGGACUGA
Molecule: messenger RNA, 2412 nt
Organism: Sorex fumeus (smoky shrew)
Lineage: Eukaryota; Metazoa; Chordata; Mammalia; Eulipotyphla; Soricidae
Gene: PDE10A
Product: phosphodiesterase 10A
Exons: 22
Coding region: 37-2412 (791 amino acids)
Biological process (GO): signal transduction; negative regulation of receptor guanylyl cyclase signaling pathway
Molecular function (GO): 3',5'-cGMP-stimulated cyclic-nucleotide phosphodiesterase activity; protein binding
Source: RefSeq, a predicted model, not a curated record